Lichtheimia ornata is the source of this 822-nucleotide messenger RNA. RefSeq lists its product as uncharacterized. The transcript is spliced from 9 exons. Gene Ontology annotation, cellular component: SAGA complex. The record is from RefSeq and is a predicted model, not a curated record. The coding region runs from base 1 to 822 and encodes 273 amino acids. Lineage: Eukaryota; Fungi; Mucoromycota; Mucoromycetes; Mucorales; Lichtheimiaceae.
AUGGAUCGCAAAUCACGGACAUCACGAUCAGCAUCGUUGGAAGAGACCAAUGAAGAGCUCAGUCUUUGGAAGCAAAUAUGCACCUCUCUCGCCAAAUUGGAGAACAUCCAAAAGGAAACCGAAUCAGUCUUGAACAAUAUCAACAAGAUCCACCUUGCUGUCAAUUUUGAUGAAGGCAUCUCGUCCACGUUGUCUCAACGUCUCAAGGAGUAUUACCAGAAUGGUAUCAGCUUGUCAUCCACCGAGUCAAGGACCAUCAACGAUAUCAUUGAGAAAGUAUCCGUCUUGAUUGCAUUGAGAGAAGCAUCCGAAAACAGUAAUGAGCAAAAACGCAAGAAACGGAAAACUGAAGCUGAUGAGCUCAAGCAUGCAUCACCUGGAUCAGGCAAAAAAUCCAAUAGUGACAUCAUUCUUCCUGGUAUCACGGUCGCUGCCAAACAACCAAAGCAAAAGGAUAAGAAUGAGGAAUGGAUCCUUGCAGUGGUUAUCAGCUUUCAUCCCGACAAGAACAAGUAUCAUGUUGAGGAUAUAGAUCAAGAUGAGUCUGGGCAAAAACAGCGAUACUUUAUACCAUCAAGGCAUGUUAUUGCCGUGCCAGAAAGCCAUGAGAUACGUCACCUUCCAGAGCUCAAAGCAGGACAAGAUGUGCUAGCAUUGUAUCCGGGAACGACUUGCUUUUACAAGGCAACGGUGAUACUACCCCCAAAACAGAACAAGGAUGUUAGCUCGCCGGGUACUUACAAAGUACAAUUCGAGGAUGACAACAAUGAAAUGAAAUACGUCAUGCCAGGUCAUGUUCUUGAAAUGCCAAAGUCAAAAUAA